GCAAGCUCUGAUCAAUCCCAGGCAUUUUAGUGGUCUUUUUAAUGUUUUCUGCUGUGAAACGUUUCCAAGCCCCCGUGGAAAUUAGUUAUGAGAAUAUGCGUUUCCUGAUCACUCACAACCCAACCAAUGCAACCCUCAGCAAGUUCAUAGAGGAGCUGAAGAAGUAUGGAGUGACUACCUUGGUUCGAGUUUGUGAUGCCACUUAUGAUCAAGCUCCUAUCGAGAAAGAAGGAAUCCAGGUUCUAGACUGGCCAUUUGAUGAUGGAGCACCACCCCCGAAUCAGAUAGUUGACGACUGGCUAAACCUGUUGAAAACCAAAUUUCGUGAAGAGCCUGGAUGCUGUGUCGCUGUUCACUGUGUUGCAGGGUUGGGAAGGGCUCCUGUCCUGGUUGCACUUGCUCUCAUUGAAUGUGGAAUGAAGUACGAAGAUGCAGUUCAGUUUAUAAGGCAGAAAAGGAGGGGAGCUUUCAAUUCCAAACAGCUGCUUUACCUUGAGAAAUACCGACCUAAGAUGCGAUUACGCUUCAAAGAUGCCAACGGUCACUGCUGUGUUCAAUAAAAAACAAAAACAAAACAAAAAAGAUCUCAACCGAAGGCAGAAGUUAGCAUGGGCUGUUUUCUGGACUCUUGGCACCUGGAAAUGUGAAUCUGGAAUCAAACUACAUCAUCAAAUUAGUGGUGGAGUUAGUGCUCCUCAACCUCUGUCCUAAUGGUGGUGAUGAUUGAGAAAAAAAAAUAAUAAAAAUUAAAAAAAAAAAAAUUAAGAGAAACAUUUCAGUGAAGGAUUGUUUUCUCCUUAAGCUGCAGUCUGAACAUCUGCAAGGAGAAAAUCAAUUUCUGAACCUUCUGUAUUUUUAACUUUUUAAGAAAAGAAAUAAAGUAAAUUUUAUGUCUAAGGAAAACCAGC
Antrostomus carolinensis (chuck-will's-widow) is the source of this 908-nucleotide messenger RNA. RefSeq names its product protein tyrosine phosphatase 4A2 (gene PTP4A2). NCBI's taxonomy places the organism in Eukaryota, Metazoa, Chordata, Aves, Caprimulgiformes, Caprimulgidae. Gene Ontology annotation, molecular function: protein tyrosine phosphatase activity. Gene Ontology annotation, biological process: protein dephosphorylation. The coding region runs from base 42 to 560 and encodes 172 amino acids. The record is from RefSeq and is a predicted model, not a curated record. The transcript has 6 exons.